UAAGCAAGAGCGAGGGCGGGUCUCACAGCAGAAGCCGAAGCCGAAGCCGAAGCACAAGCAGAAGCAGGAGCAGGAGCAGAAGCAGAGGCAGAAGCAGAGGCGGGAGCCGAAGCCGAAGCUGGAGCCCGAACAGGAGGUCAAGCUGGAGCCCAUGCAGGAUGAGGGGGGAGGGCGGGGCCCGGAGCAGGAGCAGGGGCAGGUGCAAGGACAGGAGCAGGGGCAAGAGCAAGAGCAGGAGCAGGGGCAAGAACAAGAGCAGGGGCAAGAGCAGGGCCAGGAGCAAGAGCAGGGGCAGGAGCAGGGGCAGGAGCAGGAGCAGGAGCGAGGGCGGGGCUCGGAGCAGAAGCUAAAGCUGAAGCACAAAAAGAAGCAGAAGCAUAAGCAGAAGCAGGAGCAGGAGCAGGAGCAGGAGCAAGGGCGGAUCUCGGAGCAGAAGCGGGAACGGGAGCAGGAGCGAGGGCGGGUCUCCGAGCAAGAGCCGAAGCGAGGGCGAGUCUCCAAGCAGAAGCGAGGGCGAGUCUCGAAGUUGGAGCAGGAGCUGGAGCGAGGGCGGGGCUCGGGGCAGGAGCAGGAGCAGGAGCUGGAGCGAGGGCGGGGCUCGGAGCAGGAGCAGGAGGGAGGGCGGGGUGAGUCGGGGCAGGAGCAGGAGCGAGGGCGGGGUUCGGGGCAGGAGCAGAGGCGGGGCGUGCGGAGGAGAAUUCUCUGGCGAGUGCAGCGGCGGCGGCGGCGUCGGCGUCGGAGGCGCAGCGCGACCAGGACCCCGGACCCCCUGCCCUGGGCCGAGGUUGGUAUCGUUCCGUCCUGGGUGAACCGAAUGCUGACAGCUAGCGCGAUGGCUAGCAGGCAGGAGGAGGAGGAGGAGGAGGGGCCGUCGACAUCGGGGUCCCAGCAGGACCCGGUCCCGGGGCCAGCGCCCAAAGGGACGCCUUGGAAGCGGAAGAGGAAGCCCCUGCCGACUCCGCCGACUCCCGAACCUAAGGUGGAAUCCGUGCAGGUGACCAACCGCAGCGUGGUGGCCUGGCGCAGCAAGGCCGAGUGGGAGCAGGUCAUGGUCUACCUCUUCUGCUCGGACCCGGAGCUGCAGCGCCACGCGCUCAAUCGAGUGUCCGCCUGGAAGGGCAGAUGCAGCAACAACCUUCCCCUGGCUGUGGCCUGCACAACAGAUCUCGUGCUUUGUAAACUUCUGGAUGGGACCUCCUCCUUGGGGACCCAGGAGCUCGUGCUCCUCUAUGGGAUGGCCUUGGUCAGGUUUGUAAAUCUUAUCACUGAGCCGAAGCAGAAGAUCAUCAACAUUCCUUUGCGCCGCCUGGCCCACGAGAUGCACAUCCCAGAAUGGGUUGUGAACCUUCGCCACAGUCUGACUCACAGAAAUCUCCCAAGACUGACUACCUGCAGAAGAGGUGACAUUUUCCCCUUUGGAAGAAGUGGAGCUGGGCUUGGGGGCUGUGAAUUUGUCCUGGAGUGGCUCCGUCGGACCUAUUGGUGCCGUCAGCUGGGGAAUGACUUGGGUGAGCCCUGGGAUUCCGGAGUGUCUAUCCGGGAGAUAGAGAUGGCAAAGUCCGAAGAUGGAGAGCGGGUGGUGGAGCUCGAACAAGAAGAAGAAGAAGAGGAGGAGGAGGAGGAGGAAGAGGAGGAGGAGGAGGAGGAGCUUUCCCAGGAGUCACUAUUUUCCAUAGAGGCUCGCAGACAGAAGAACCUGCAUGAAAAAAUCCGGAAACUUCUGGUGUCCUAUGGAGAACAACAAUUUAAGGUGCUCCGGCGCUCCAGGCAGCUGCCCAAAUCUAUGAAAUUGUGGACCAAAUCCACCCGCGAGGUGGAACGUUUGGUGGGCCGCCUGAAGAAGCUAGCCAAGGAGAACCGAAGUUAUAUGGUGGACACCCUGCUUGAUGAAGGCUUCCUCAUUCCUACUAUUGAGCAGCUGGAAGCUCUGAAGAUUCAGCCAAUAGAAGUCGUGAAUCUGGUGAGCCUUCUGAUGCCACGCUGCUUCUCCAGCUUCUGGCAGCCCCUCCUCAAGGGCUUGCAGUCCCAAACAUUCAUGCAGACACUGCUGGAGAAGAUGCUCAGAGCUCUGCCAGUUUGUGGCGAAACGGGGAUCCGUCCGGCCUAUCUCAUCUGCUGGAUCAAUGAGCUUGUGGUGAUCUACACCUCCCCUGGGCCCUGCCAGAAGCGCCUCACCUUUGGCCAGAGGUCAGUUCGGAAGAGCUGGAAACUGGGACCCCGCAAAUUCACCUAUAAUUGGUCCCAGUUGCUUGAUGUCUGCCUGGAUGCCACCUGCUGGGCCACUCCCCACCUCGUUCAACUGGUCCUCAAGGCCAUGGAGCCCCAGUUGCCCCUGGAAUCACAGCAGAACCUGCUGUGUCUCUGCACCAUCUACACCCAGGGUGGGAAUCCUGCUAGUACCAUGAAGCCCUACGAAGGGGACGACCCCCACAACAGGCCCGUCUACACCCUGGAAAACCUUAAGUGGCAAAUAAAACGCAAUUACAUGAGGGAGAAAAAGAAGAAUCGCAAACCUGGAGAAGAGGACGAAGACGAUGAGGAUGAUGAGGAGGAACCACAAGAAAUCGAGUCGGAAGAUUCCUCUGAACCUGAAGUGAUGGAGGUGGAUCCAGAACCAGAGAAGGAGGUUCUGCUGAAGGAAACUCCCGAGAUGCUGGCAGAAAAGCAGGCCGGCUUGGAGGGCUCCCCUUGGCAGCUGUGUUUAGAUGACAUAAACUGGAGCGACUUUCCCCUGGGCAAGGUUCCAGGCCAGACCGACGACCCAGAUGAACUGAUGUUGGACAACUACACCCUGAUAUCUGUCAUGGAUCAGCCUAUGAUCCAGGGUCUGGAUGAUGAGGCUCAUUCGUCCACAUUUGGCAGCAUGGGAAUAAAUGCAGAGUCGGCAGAUGGUGGGAGUAAUCCAAGUUUGGGGUUUGGCACGACAUCAGAGGUGGGACAAGAAACACCCCUUUCCACCAUGCCGGUUCUCCAGUCAGAGGCCAGAGAGGAGAUACACACUUCCGUCGCGAACCAGUUUCCUGACCUUGGGGAAUGGGGAGAAAACACCAUUUCAUCAAACCAGGUUUCCUGCUUCACAGUGGAUGAUGAUUCCGAUGAUUCCGAUGUCAUCAUUGAGUGCCACAUUCCUGCUCCUCCUAGAGUAGAGGGAAGUGACCCGUCUAACCGUGUCCCAGUGAUUGUGAACCCCCAGAUACCAACCACCCGUCCUCGCUAUCCAUUGUGUCCUCCCACAUUUGUCUUCCCUCCAGUACAAUCCGACUCCUCUGACGACUCACUCUAAAAUUGUCCGGCUUUACAGAGCCCUCUGUGCUCUCCGUAAUGCCUGUUUGCUAAGCAGCAAACUUGUUUUUGUCUUUGAGCUUUUCCUUUUGUACCCCAUCCAUCUCCUGCCUCCCUCCCAACAACACAGCCUUCCUGGCACUAGAUGCACUUUCAUUUCCCAAUUCACUGGUUGAGGCAGGGGAGUUGGGAUAUUCCUUGUUCCCUGUGGCCACUUCCAGAUUCAUUCUCUACCUCCAUCAUUCAGUAAUUCCUCUCCUGAAUUUCACUCAAUCCCUAUUUACCACCCAGUCAAAAUUCUGGUAGCUAUUGUCUACCCCCCAGACCACUCCUUCACAGAUGAGUUUCUCUCCUCCCUGACUCCUACCUUCAGAUUAGAGGACCUCGACAUACACAGUUACUCCUUCAAACACCCUAAGCUCCCAGUUUUUCAACUUGGUCAUUCCCCCCCCCCCCCCCCCCCCCCCCCCCCCCCCCCCGCCACUUCAUCCCACCUCAGUUACAUACAUAGAGAUGGCCAUUCCCUUGUUCUUGGCAUCAGCCACAAAUGCACCACUUCCAUGAUUAUGAGCUCUGAUAUUCCCUUGUUGGUUCAUAAUCUGUUGCCAUUCCAUCUUUUCCUCUUGUCUAGUAACGCCACAUCCUGUUCUUCAUUCUGUGACUUCUAAUCUCCUAACCCCUCAAUUCUUUUCCAGGCCAUCACCUCCAUACUCACUACAUUUCUCCCUUCCCCAUCUUAACCCUUUGGUGAACCAAUUCAACUGCCCUUUUAGCUUGAGUCUCGAAUCUUGACCCACAAAGCCUCAGCCUUGAAUCACUCCUACCAUCUGCUGCCUUCACUCCUGCACAAGUGCUACCGAACAAAGGUGGAGAAAAUUGUGCUGACGGGGUCCACUAUAAAUGACUCAAUUGGGCUUUCACCACUGCUAGACAAUCCUCUUACAGCUCCUUAAGGUAUUUACUCUCCCACUCUCCACUACAGCCCUUCCAGAUCUUUUCCUCCCACCUCCAACCUUCCAUGGCUCCCUCUCCCCACCACUCACCUGAGAGUUUUGCCUCAUAUUUUAUUGGAAAAUGAGGCCAUUUGCAGUGAUCUCCCUCUUAUUCCCUCUUAUCUCCUAUCACUCAGAUGCCUUCUGCCACUAUAUUCUACUUCAUACAUUCUUUACAUCAUGAGGUGGCCCCAAUCUUUGCCAAAGCAAAGCCUUGUAUGUGCCCAAGCCAUCCCAUCCCAUCCCAUCCCAUCCCAUCCCAUCCCAUCUCCUUUGUCAUCCACACUGUUCCUAAUCUCCAGUCUCCCUGUCCACUGGCUCUUUCCCUACUACCUACAAACAUGCCCAUGUCUUUCUCAUCCUCAAAAAACUCAUUUGAUCUGAUCCAUCCAUCCUUACUAGCUCUCAUCCCCUACCUCUCCCUUUUGUGGCCAAACUCCCUGAGAAGGCUGUCUAUAACAGGUGCCUCCACUCCUUUCCUCUCGCUUCUUAACUCUUUACAGUCUGACUUCUGACCUCAUCAUUCAACCAAAACUGCUCUCUCCAAAGUUACCAGUGAUCUCUUAACUACCCAAUCCAAUGGCCUUUUCUCGGUCCUCAUUUUUCUUGCCCUCUCUGUAGUAUUUGACACUUCAUCACCAUUGUCUCUUUGAUAUUCUCUUCUCUCCAGGUUUUCAGGAUACCAUUUUCUCCUGGGUCUCUUCUAUACCACCAUUCCUUCCGUUUCCUUUGCCGGAUUCUCAUCCAUGGUACUUAAGCCUCCUCACUGUGGGUGUCUCCCCAAGCUCUGUUAUGUCCCAUUCUACAAUUUUGCUGUAGGGGAUCGCCUAAUGGCUUCCAUGAAUGGCUCCCAUGGAUUUAAGUAGCAUUUCUAUGCUGAUGAUGCUCAAAUCUUUUCCAGCUUAAAUUUUGCUGACUUCUGGUCUCCCAACUCCAAAUGCCUAUUGGGCAUUUGGAACUGGAUUUCCCACAGACAUCUUAAACUCAACAUGUCCCAAACUGAACUCACUUAUCUUCCCUCCACCCCAACUCUCCCCUCUUCCUAACUCCCAUUACUGUUGAGGGCACCAUUAUCCUCCCAGUGCCAACCCUCGUGUCAUUCUUCAACCUUAACCCUCUCACUUCUCUAUACCCAAUCUGUUAUCAUGGCCUCUCUAUUUUACCCUUGUCUUCUCUCCUGUAUAGCCCCACUCCUUUUAGCCUCUGACACUGCCACUCCCCUGUUAAAGACCCUUAUCCCCUCGCACCUGGCCUUUUACAGUAGCUAGCUAAUUGAUCCUGCCCCUGUGCCCCCUACUCCCAGCUGUCAAAGUGAUUUUCUUAAAGUGUAGUUUUGGUCCCCUCUAAGCUGUCAAAGUGAUUUUCUUAAAGUGUACUUUUGGUCCCCUCUAAGCUGUCAAAGUGAUUUUCUUAAAGUGUACAUUGGUCCCCUCUAAGCUGUUAAAGUGAUUUUCUUAAAGUGUACUUUUGGUCCCCUCUAAGCUGUUAAAGUGAUUUUCUUAAAGUGUACUUUUGGUCCCCUCUAGGCUGUCAAAGUGAUUUUCUUAAAGUGUACUUUUGGCCCCCUCUAGGCUGUCAAAGUGAUUUUCUUAAAGUGUACUUUUGGUCCUCUCUAGGCUGUCAAAGUGAUUUUCUUAAAGUGUACUUUUGGUUCCCUCUAAGCUGUCAAAGUGAUUUUCUUAAACUGUACUUUGGUCCCCUCUAAGCUGUCAAAGUGAUUUUCUUAAAGUGUACUUUUGGUCCCCUCUAAGCUGUUAAAGUGAUUUUCUUAAACUGUACUUUGGUCCCCUCCUAAGCUGUCAAAGUGAUUUUCUUAAACUGUACUUUGGUCCCCUCUAAGCUGUCAAAGUGAUUUUCUUAAAGUGUACUUUUGGUCCCCUCUAAGCUGUCAAAGUGAUUUUCUUGAAAUGUAUGUCUGACCAUGUCACCCCUUCCCUACUUCAAUUCCUGGGGUUCCCUAUUGCCUCCAGGAUCAGAUAUCAAAUCCUCUGUUUGUUGUUGAAAGCCCUUUGCGACCUGCCUGCUCCAUCCCAACUCAAUAUGAAUCCCCCCCUCUAUAUUUCCCAAUCCCCCUUAAUUCGGGUACUUUCCCUUUGUUAAUUAUCUGUUUCUCUUGUAUAUAGCUUGUUGGUUUAUGAUUGUUUGUAUGUUGUGUCCUUUAUUAGAUUGUGAGCCCCUUGAGGGGGCAGGAUUACUCUUUGUAUCCUGUAUGCUCAAUACAGUUUCUAGCACAUAGUGGGCGCUUAAUAAAUGCAUAUUGACUGACUGA
Molecule: messenger RNA, 6543 nt
Organism: Sarcophilus harrisii (Tasmanian devil)
Lineage: Eukaryota; Metazoa; Chordata; Mammalia; Dasyuromorphia; Dasyuridae
Product: ribosomal biogenesis protein LAS1L
Exons: 13
Coding region: 152-3283 (1043 amino acids)
Biological process (GO): maturation of 5.8S rRNA; maturation of LSU-rRNA
Cellular component (GO): Las1 complex; preribosome, large subunit precursor
Molecular function (GO): endonuclease activity
Source: RefSeq, a predicted model, not a curated record